Molecule: messenger RNA, 1045 nt
Organism: Paramuricea clavata
Lineage: Eukaryota; Metazoa; Cnidaria; Anthozoa; Malacalcyonacea; Plexauridae
Source: the annotation of a GenBank genome assembly
AUGAUCCACCACAUAAUUUCUCAUUUGCCGUUGAGCAACAGCCCACUGAAUACCGUGGCAGUGCACUCGAAGAAUUCGAAGCCUACUAGAACCCGCAUAACCGACUCAAAACUACACCAUUCCAAACCAUAUUCCACAUCAACCCACACUCCAUCAGCACAACAAGUUGCCUCGCGCCAUAAUGGCCAAAUGUUCUCGAAAUACUCGAAGGAUAAAAAACGCCUUUCUGUCUCCAAGAUUCACCAUUCCUUAAGAUUUAACAACAAAUUAUCUACACAACGUAUGCGACGGAGUUCUCUACCCUCAAACUAUUCCAACAAUCCAGCCAAACCCUCCUCCAAAACUCACAAUUCACAGUCUUCGCUAAGAGCUUUAUUCCUAAUACUGAUAAUCUCAAGAUCUCUGACGCAGUUUUUUGAUCGUAUAGACCUGUCUUUAGCAAACCUAGCCACAAUGACUUUCAUUCAAGGAGACAAAGCGAGUUAUGGCGCUUAUAACAUGUGGGCCCAUAUAGCUAGCGCUCUUUCUACCCCGUCUGUCGCUGUGCUAGCUUGGUACAUUCUGAUUAAUAUGUGUGGAGUUACCAAGUAUGGGUAUUUCAUAGUUUUUAUAUGGGGAGGAAUUAUGCUCUUACUUUCGAUGCUAUCUCUUCCUUGGUUUCAAUUUGAGUACAACGAAAAAAAAACGUUCACAUGGUCCGGAGUUAAAACUGUUGUUUUUAAUGCGCACUGCAUUUUCAUGUUCGCCGUCCAGUUUUAUGCUGGAUUGUGUGCAGCGUUUCAAUUGCACUGGGAGUUUUGGUACUUACACAGUUUAUCUGCAAGCCCGUUAUUAAUUGCCGGCGCAGGUUCAGUCAGACGGACUUCACUAGCGACGGUUAUGUUUCUAUCAACUCAUGUGAUACGAAAGAUUGGAGAGUUAAAGACUAUAUGUGUGGCAAUGUUUCUUUAUUCGUGCUCUUUUUUCGCUCUAUCGUACGCAAGAAUAGCUUGGUUGGUUAUUGUGAUUGACAUGUUUCAAGCGGUUGCUCUUGCUCUCAGUUACA